Dicentrarchus labrax (European seabass) is the source of this 4588-nucleotide messenger RNA. Its product is annotated as protein phosphatase 1 regulatory subunit 37. The record is from RefSeq and is a predicted model, not a curated record. The transcript has 13 exons. NCBI's taxonomy places the organism in Eukaryota, Metazoa, Chordata, Actinopteri, Moronidae. The coding region runs from base 390 to 1787 and encodes 465 amino acids. Gene Ontology annotation, molecular function: protein binding.
UCGAACCCGGGCCGCUGCAGCAAUUCCGUAUAUGGGACGCCAGCUGCAAUGAAACUAUUGAUUAGAGCAGCUUUAAAGAUGCAUAAAGGUGGUAUGAAAAUAACAUAAAAGUCACGUUAAAAUAUCACACCUCUAAAUUCUGUUUUCACGCAGCACUUAUGCCACUUCGGGCCCUCCGCUUCAGUGUAUGACCUGGAUCAUUUUGAACCAGGAGAAACUCUGGUUCAAGAUAUACUUUCCGACCUGCCCACCUCAAUGCAUACAUUCUCCUGAAUGUUGCUGUAAAUGCUGAAUUUGAAUAGUGAUCACAGAGUGGAGAGAGCUGCACUUCACAUCAGAGAGGGCCACCGUAGAAAGCUCUGCAGUGAAGUGAAGUCCUAAAUAGAGUGAUGACCCACUGUAGUGACAAUGAUGAGCAGAGCGAUGAUGGAGCAGAGAACCCCAACAAGAACCAGAAGAAGAGGAGUAAAGGAGGAAAGCAUGUGUCUUUUCCCCCCGAUGAACAGAUAGUAUCGGGCUUCGCUGAGCACAGGAACACUGACAGGAAGGUUGACAGCUGCCUCACCUUGACAGAGGUAAUGGUGGCCUACCAGCAGAGCUGCAGCAGACACCAGGUCCAACCCAGAGCGCACAUCCUGCAACAGCUCCAGCAGGGUGCGUGUGUAGGUGGCAGUGUGAAAUGUCUGGAUCUCAAAGGUGAGCGAUUAGACCACCGCUCCUGUGAAGCUCUGGAAGUCGUCCUGAAAUCGCUGCACUUUGAUUUCAUCAAUCUGCAGGCAGCCCAACUGGAAGAAAAUGGAGCAUCGUCCUUGCUGGAUAUGAUUUUGUACUAUGAAUCUACAACCCAUCUUGACAUUUCUGACAACAGUAGCAUGGGAACAUCGUGUUGGAGGGCCCUCGCUCAUUUGAUAAAGCAGAGUGUGCGUCUGUCCAGACUAGAUGUGUGUAAUAUCCCCGUGGUUGACUACCCAGCCCAGUCUCUAUCUAAAGCUCUGCUGACCAGCCAGCUCAGAGUGCUGCACCUUCACAAUGCCCAGCUCAGCGGCAUGCCACUAUACACCCUGGUUGGUGCACUGAAGUCAAAUAAGACUUUGCAGGAGCUCCACCUUACCAACAACCUGCUGAACAGCUACCAGGAUGCCCUGCAGCUGGGAGACCUGCUACGCUACAACUCCACUUUACUGACACUGGAGCUUAGCAACAAUUCUGUAGCAGAUGCUGGUUUGGAGGAGUUGUGUGAUGGUCUGAGGUGGCAGACGAGAGGUCUCAAGGUCUUAAUGCUGAAGAACAACCAGAUCACUGCAAAUGGCAUGGUCCAUCUGGCCAAGGCUCUGCCAGCGCUAAAGGUCUUGCAGGUCCUGGAUUUGGGUGAGAACCUCCUGGGGAACGAGGGGAUCCAGGUCAUCAGGGAGCCUCUGAUGAUGAACUGCUCAGUGCUGCAGCUCAGCCUGGCCCAAGCCAGCAUCACCUGUGAAGGUGCUGUGGCACUGGCAGAAUUCCUCGCAGAGAGUCGGCAGAUUCAGCGGCUGGACCUCCGUCAGAAUGAGGUGAAGGUUGGAGGUCUGAUGGCCCUGUGUCUGGCCCUGAGGAUCAACCGCUCUCUCGCAAGCCUGGAUUUGGACUACGUACCCCCAUCGGAGCAGGAUGAGCUUCUGAUGGAGACUCAGACAAGACUGCAGGCAGAGAUCAUCCAGCGCAAUGCCAGCCACCCCCCACUCGCCACGGACACAUCAGAGAUGUUACCCACCGAGGCCGACGGACAAGCUGACAGCACGACUACAGCCUGAGACUGCGCGCACGUGGAGCACACAGAGGAGGAGAAAUAGCUAACCUUGUACAGAUCACCUCAGAAAGCACUCAUGGAUUCAGUCACACAGACACCCAGUGUGUCCCAGUGUCCCAAACCCAAACAGCUGACUAGCAGAUAUAUGCGAAUAAUAAUUCUAUCGCAAAUAAUGAUAACCAUAAAACUCCAAAUCUGGGUAAUAAAGGCGGAGUAGAGCUCCCUAAUGAAACGCCGGCCUCCCCGCUGCUUCCUGCCUAAUGUUCCCGCCGAGCCGCUCGCCACUUUCCAUAAAGCAAUUUUGCAAGCCCACUUCAAACGUGAAUCACCUAGAAAUGAAGAGAACUGCCCUCCCCCCCUUUGCCCCCACACCCGUCUGAACUCCCCCACCAUCACCCCCUCCCCUUCACUACAAUACUCACACUAGAGCUCUAAGUGUGUUUGUGUGUGUGUGUGUGUGUGUGUGUGUGUGUGUGCGUCUGCGUUGCAAAUCCCUGUUUGCUUGUGUUCCAUCAUCACUUAAUGUUCACAGUGAUGCAUUGCGGGACUCUCCUCAGAGGUGUAUGUGUGUGUGUGUGUGUGUGUGUGUAUAGGGAUGUAGUGUCAUUACUCUGACAUUGGUAGCAGCCAUGGUCUGAGCCAAGUUCUAUCUGCAUUAAUCAGCUGAGAAGCGCAGGCAGGCAGACGUUCAACAGCAAUACAAUGUGAAACAGCUACAGAAGUCUGCAUGGUUUUACCAAGUGCACAAAGGAUGAUUUCUGUUUUUACAUAUUUUCAGUCAUUGAGUGCUUUUUCAGGAUUCCUACUCUUUUUAAGAAAUUAUUUUCCAGGAGUUUUUCCAGGAGUUUUCUUCAUAGUUGACAGCAGUUGCGUCAUAUAAUUUACCAGAGGUCUCUGUCAGUGGUCAGCGUUGAUGGGACUGUCUGCGUUAGCUCGCUUUUUGUGGCACCCUGUCACAGCAUUUUACUGACAUUGUAGUCUGAACUGGCAUUAAAGAUAAUUAAAGAUGUAUGAGCUGCCUACUUUUCUGAUUGUUAGCAAUACACAUAACCCAAGGUUUUUGUUUACUACUAUUAACCAGCUUGUAACUCCAUCUCCUCCUGCUAUUCAUGCCUCCUCUCCUGCUGACUGUGAAAAAUUCCUGUCUUUUUUCAUUGGCAAGAUCGAUGGUCUAAGGUCUCAUUUUCCCCUCACUGUUCUUCCCCCUGAAACAUUCAGUCGUCCUAUUUUAAUGUUUACUGGUUACUAUUUUUCUCCUAUUUGCCAGUGUUCAGCCACUUCCUAAAAAACCCUCUCUCAAUCCAGACCAGUUUGAAAGCUAUAGAGCAAUCUUCAAACUUCCCUUUUUAUUUAAAAUACUCAAAAAAAAACUUGUUGCAUGCCAGCUUCUGAAGCUCGUAGAGGGUCAUAAAAUCUUUGUCAUAUUUCAAUCUGGUUUUCGCCAAAAGCAUAGCACUGAGACAGCAUUACUAAGAGCGUAUAAUGACACUUUCAUGCAUGCUGACAAAGGUGAAAGCUCCAUCCUUAUUCUUCCCGAUCCAACUGCUGCCUUUGAAACCAUUGAUCACCAAAGACUGGUUGUCUCUUAAUUUUCUUCACCUAAAUCCUGAUAAAACUGAGAUAAUUUUAUUUUGACCUGAAACCUUUUUUUCACUGCAGUGGAUCAGUUUAUUUGACCAUUACGCACACAUAUCAAACCCACUCUUAGGAAUCUUGGUAUCAUUUUUGACCAGUAUAUGACAUUUGACCAUCAUGUUACAAAACUUCCAGUCCUGUUUCCUGCAGCUACGAAAUAUUACAAAAAAUUACUACUUGUCCUCCAGAGAUCUCUAACUAUUGAUUCACACCUUCAUUUUCUCCCAUCUAGAUUACUGCAGCUGUGGUUCAGAGGCAGAGUGGGUUGUCCACUAAUUGAAAGUUUGUGGGUUCGAUCCCCGGCUCCUCCCGCCACGUUUCAAAGUAUCCUUGAGCACAGUACUGAAUCCUGAAUUGCUCCCGAUGCUGGGCAUCGGUGUGUGAAUGUGUAUGAAUACGUUAGCUUCUGUUUGAUGGGCUUUGCCAUCACUGUGUGAAUGUGCCAUGUAGUGUAAAAGCACUUUGAGUGGUCAGAAGACUAGAAAGGCGCUAUACAAGCACAGGUCCAUUUACUAUUUACCAUUACUGUAAUUCCCUCUACAUGUGUUAGUCCAAAAUGCAGCCACCAGACUUUUAACAGGACCAGCCUUCAGUCCCACAUUACUCAUGUCCUUGCAUCCCUCCAUUGGCUUCCUGUAAAAUUCUGAAUCAACUGUAAGAUCUUAAUGAUUACAUUCACUACUUCAAGAUCUUGCCCCCAGUUACAUUUCAGAUCUCUUUGUUCCUCAUUCCACUCCUCAGCCAAUUCGCUCCUCAAAUCUCUGCCUUUUAUCCAUUCCCCGCUCUAACUGUAAAACUAAAGGUGACCUUUGCAGUUUUAGCCCCAACAUUGGAAUAGGAAUAGUCAGUUAGAUUUGCUGAAUCCAUGAACUGUUUUAAGCGGCUCCUCAAAACCCACCUCUACAGGCAAGCCUUUUAUAGAUCUCCUUCUUAUUUGUUUACUUAUCGCUGUCGUCUCUCUUUUUUAAUUUAUUCUUUUCCUCUUUAUCUUCCAUAUGUUUGUAUCUAUAUGUUCCCUAUGUAUGUAUAUGAUUGGGUAUGGUUAUGUAUGUACACAUUUAUAUGUAUAUAUGCAUAUAUAUAUCAUAUAUGUAUAUUAUUUGUUUGUUUGUGAAGCACUUUGUAACUGUGUGUAAAAAAGUUCUAUAUAAAUAAAGCUUUACUUACUUA